AUGACCACCGACGGCGGUAAGACGUGGGCGCUCAACGUCAUCCCGACCGAGGCCGAGGCCGGGUUCGACGUGCGCAUCCCGCCGACGGUGCCGCUCGACGAGUUCGAAGCCAGGAUGAAGGAGUGGACCAAGGAGGAGGGCGUGCAUUACGAGUUCGUAGUGAAGACCCCGCAGCACAGCGUCACGUCUGUCGACCCCGCUGAGAAUGAGUGGUGGCGGGUCUUCUCGGAGACCACCCAGAAGCUUGGCCUGGGCAUCGAAACCGAGAUCUUCCCUGCAGGUGGGCAUCCCGGCGUUUGGCUUCUCGCCCAUCAACCGGACCCCCAUCCUGCUGCACGAUCACAACGAAUUCCUCUCCGCCAAGGUGUUUGUCGACGGCGUGCAGAUCUACACGUCCCUCAUCGCCGCUCUCGCUGGCCACUGACUUAUAGGCGAGCAAGCAGUCAUCAUCAGGUUGGUUGGAAGCUCUUCACAGUGAUGAAAAAAAUGUAUGCAUUACGUGGGGGGAGCGCCAGGUAA
Messenger RNA from Acanthamoeba castellanii str. Neff, 519 nucleotides. Its product is annotated as Aminoacylase. The transcript has 4 exons. The record is from RefSeq and is a predicted model, not a curated record. Gene Ontology annotation, molecular function: aminoacylase activity. The coding region runs from base 1 to 519 and encodes 172 amino acids. NCBI's taxonomy places the organism in Eukaryota, Discosea, Longamoebia, Acanthamoebidae.